GGGGCGGUGCUCGGCUCGGCUCGGCUCGCCGGAGCUCGGCAGGACGCAGCUCGGCCCGGUCCGGCCAUGGCGUCUCCGUCGCGGCGGCUGCAGACGAAGCCGGUGAUCACCUGCCUGAAGAGCGUGCUCCUCACCUACACCUUCGUCUUCUGGGUAUCGGGCAUCGUGCUGCUCGCCGUGGGCGUGUGGGGCAGGGUGAGCCUGGCCGUCUAUUUCUCGCUGCUGGACGAGAAAGCCACCAAUGUGCCUUUCGUCCUGAUGGGCGCCGGCGUCGUCGUGGUGCUGCUGGGCACCUUCGGCUGCUUCGCCACCUGCCGCGGCAGCACGUGGAUGCUGAAGCUGUACGCCAUGCUUCUGUCCCUCAUCUUCCUCAUCGUGCUGGUGGCUGCCGUCGUCGGGUUUGUUUUCAGGCACGAGAUAAAGACAAACUUUGAGAGCAACCUCAAUCUAGCCUUGAAGAACUACAAUGGAACGAUGGAUCAUCACAGCGAGGCGGUUGACACCAUCCAGAGAACUCUGCACUGCUGCGGGGUACAGAACUACUCAGACUGGGAAAAGACUGAAUACUUCACCCAGAAGGGAAUCCCUCAGAGCUGCUGCAAGAGCCAGGAUGACUGUUCGGUGGAGGAUCUGAGGGACCCAAGCAAAGCCAAGCAGAAAGUGUUUGUGGAUGGUUGUUUUCUCCUGGUAACAUCAACAAUGGAGUCAAAAAUGAGUGUUGUGGCUGGCAUCUCCUUUGGCAUCGCAUGCUUCCAGUUGGUUGGCAUCAUCCUCGCCUGCUGUCUGUCCCAGUACAUCACGAACAACCAGUACGAGAUGGUGUAGCCCCGCCAGUGCACAGUGGUUUUGACUAAGGCAUUCCUCCUGCUCGCUGUGUGGGGGAAGACCACACCACCUGCAGUUUUCCUCCGGACGCUGCUUCAUGAAGUCUUGCUUUGAAUUGACUGAUCCUCUCCUCAGAUAGCUCAUCGAAACGAGUGCAACAGCUGUUCUGCUGCGCUUGGGGACUUGUCCUAACACUACUCUACUGUACCACUGAGUGGGAUAAUUAGUGUAGCUGAGGUGGUUGCAGUAGCUGCACUCCUGCGGGUGCUGGGCUCUUCUCUCGGCUGUGCCGGAGCAGCCGCUGCCACCGUUCAUUGCAGCCCUUGUUGGCUGCCCUGCUCCUGGGCAGAAGCUGUUCUCACUAAGUGCCUCCCUUGGGAAAGCAGUGCUUUCUCUCAUCUCCGACCUCUGUUCUCAGCUCCUUUUGCACCCCCCUCUCUGUUCAGGCUCAAUCGCUGGCCACGUUUCUUCUUCAGAUGGGGCUGUUGUCCCGUUCAAGCAGUGCCUGCUUGCUGUAGCUCUUUGCUCAGCAAGGUCUCGGCUAGUUGCCAAGCUCUUGUCCUCAUGCUGGAUUUUAUAUACUUUUUUAUAGUUGUACUUUUUAAAGUACAGGCUGUAGCGAUUCUUUGUAAGCUGUAGCAGGGUUUGGUGAUGUACGUCCUGGUGCCUUUACCUUGGUGUAGGUGUCCAUGCACCGAGUCAGCUGUGACUUGAUCGUCAGUAUUACAUGCUGCUUUAACUCGUUUUGUGUAUUGAGUAGAACUCUUUUGUCCUGAGACACAAUAAAUAUUAAGAUAUUUU
Molecule: messenger RNA, 1626 nt
Organism: Phasianus colchicus (ring-necked pheasant)
Lineage: Eukaryota; Metazoa; Chordata; Aves; Galliformes; Phasianidae
Gene: TSPAN6
Product: tetraspanin 6
Cellular component (GO): plasma membrane
Source: RefSeq, a predicted model, not a curated record